This is a messenger RNA of Sporothrix brasiliensis 5110, 507 nucleotides long. RefSeq lists its product as uncharacterized. The coding region runs from base 1 to 507 and encodes 168 amino acids. NCBI's taxonomy places the organism in Eukaryota, Fungi, Ascomycota, Sordariomycetes, Ophiostomatales, Ophiostomataceae. The record is from RefSeq and is a predicted model, not a curated record. The transcript has a single exon.
AUGUUGGUCUUGCAGUGCUCCAUGGAUCGGACCUCGGCGAGCAAGUCAACUCAGCACGAGCCCAUGACGACCUCGCGGGCCGAGACCGAGGCCGAAGCCAAUAUCGAUUGCGAUCACAUGUCCGACUCAGACAGCGUCCUAUGCCACGAUCCCGAAGACAACCACGCCGGCUCCGAUGUCGACGAGGCCGACGCCGACAACAUGAGUGAAGACGACGCUCCUGUCAUGGAAGGGAGCGCUGACAUGACCAACAUUCCCCUCGGCGACCCCGUCGAAGACCUCGUCCUCCGUGAAUACGAUACACUGGCCGAGUUCGAUGGAGAGGCCAAUAGCGACGACGGGUUCGAUGUGCCCAGCCCGAGCGAGAUCGAGCCGCAGGCGCCGGAGGAAGCCGAGCGCCGCCUCGUAUUUGGCAACAGGAUCGACAAUAUGUUGGCAGCCGCGGCAAACUUGCCGUGGUCCUAUUUGGAUCCCUCUAGCUUCCGCAGUCGCCGUUGGCUCCUGUGA